UCGCCAGUGCAGUUGUCAACGUCAAUCCCAGUAAUUCCUUUCAGAACGCAAAAUGGCGUUGAAUUUGGCUGUAAAGGUUCAUCCUGUUGUUUUAUUCCAAAUAGUGGAUGCAUAUGAACGGCGUAAUGCAGAUUCACAUCGCGUAAUUGGAACAUUACUUGGCACUUCCGACAAGGGUGUGGUAGAAGUAACAAACUGCUUCUGUGUGCCACAUAAGGAACAUGCAGAUCAGGUGGAGGCUGAACUAAACUACGCCCUGGAUGUUUAUGAACUCAACAGAAGGGUCAAUGCCUCUGAAAGUAUUGUGGGAUGGUGGGCGACUGGCAAUGAGGUGACAAACCACUCGUCAGUAAUCCACGAGUAUUAUUCCCGAGAGUGUCGUGAGCCAGUCCACCUCACAGUGGACACGUCGUUGGCGGGCGCGCGCAUGGGACUCCGCGCGUAUGUGUGUGUGGCGCUAGGCGUGCCGCGCGGCAAGCAGGGCUGCAUGUUCACGCCUAUUGAUGUCGCACUUACUGCUUACGACCCUGAGAUUGUGGGCAUGCAGCUGUGCCAGAAGACGAUGGGCCCUGCUGGUCGGUCGCGGCAGGUGCAGCCGAUGUUGGACCUCGCUCAGAUUGCAGAAGCUGCCUCCAAACUCUCCUCCUUGCUGGAUCAGGUGCUGCAAUAUGUGGAAGAUGUUUUAGCAGACCGCACGCAGCCUAACAACGCGGCUGGACGGCAGCUACUGGAGCUGGUCAACUCUGUGCCCAACCUCUCUGCAGACACCUUUGCUGAUGCUGUCAACUCCAGCGUCAAGGAUCUGCUUAUGGUGGUGACCCUAGCGCAACUCAUCAAAACUCAACUGCAGCUGAACGAGAAGUUGACGCUGCUGACGUCGCAGUGACCCCUCUACAGCCCCCAACAGUGAGCGUACGUAGCGCCUCACACGUCACAACUACCAAUCAGUGUUUUAUUUGUAAGACGCAAGGGAUUGUUAUCUUGGGAUAACGCAAUUAUUAUUAUUUCUAAUAAACAAUUGAAAAUUUAUAA
This is a messenger RNA of Plodia interpunctella (Indianmeal moth), 1032 nucleotides long. RefSeq names its product eukaryotic translation initiation factor 3 subunit f1 (gene eIF3f1). The record is from RefSeq and is a predicted model, not a curated record. Gene Ontology annotation, molecular function: translation initiation factor binding; metallopeptidase activity; translation initiation factor activity. NCBI's taxonomy places the organism in Eukaryota, Metazoa, Arthropoda, Insecta, Lepidoptera, Pyralidae. Gene Ontology annotation, cellular component: eukaryotic translation initiation factor 3 complex, eIF3m. Gene Ontology annotation, biological process: translational initiation. The transcript has 6 exons. Bases 53 to 886 code for a protein of 277 amino acids.